This is a messenger RNA of Drosophila montana, 702 nucleotides long. RefSeq lists its product as uncharacterized. Gene Ontology annotation, molecular function: nucleic acid binding. The coding region runs from base 1 to 702 and encodes 233 amino acids. The transcript has a single exon. The record is from RefSeq and is a predicted model, not a curated record. Lineage: Eukaryota; Metazoa; Arthropoda; Insecta; Diptera; Drosophilidae.
AUGGCCCCGCUACCAGCUGAGCGUGUGCAGCCAAGUCCGACGUUUCCCGUAACUGGCAUCGACUUUUGCGGUCCUUUCUAUGUCAAAUCAGAGGUCAGGAAUCGCUCACCAACGAAGUGCUACAUCUCAAUUUGUAUAUGCUUUGCAACGAAGGCAACGUUGAUAGAGGACCUGUCCACGUCAUCGUUUAUCGCUGCCUUGAAGAGAUUCAUCAGCCCUCGAGGGAAGCCGCAUACAAUAUGGAUGGACAACGCCACAAAUUUCGUUGGUGCUCGAAAUGAGCUGAAGGAACUGCUCGACUUUUUUAUAAGCGAUACACAGCGCAAUGAAAUUGUUCCCAACUGCCUAGCACUGGGAGUCAACUGGAAAUUCAUUCCGCCCCGUUCGCCACAUUUUGGAGGAUUGUGGAAGGCCGCUGUUAAGUCAGCAAAAUAUCAUUUUUACCGCGUCGUUGGAAAUUCUCUUCUCUCAUUCCACGAAUUCCGAACUCUCAUCUGUCAAAUAUCCGCAAUGCUUAAAUCAAGACCGCUUUGCUCUAUUACAGAAAACCCGAAUGACUUGGAGAUACUCACGCCUGGGCACUUCAUCUGGGGCAAAGCCAAUGCCACUAUCGACGAGCCAGACAUAACUCACCUAAGCAUAGGUCGCCUUAUCCGUUGGCAGCGAAUAUGUCACAUGCAGCAAUCAUUUUUGAGGAAAUAG